Temnothorax curvispinosus is the source of this 830-nucleotide messenger RNA. Its product is annotated as short-chain dehydrogenase/reductase family 16C member 6-like. The transcript has 5 exons. Gene Ontology annotation, molecular function: oxidoreductase activity, acting on the CH-OH group of donors, NAD or NADP as acceptor. NCBI's taxonomy places the organism in Eukaryota, Metazoa, Arthropoda, Insecta, Hymenoptera, Formicidae. The record is from RefSeq and is a predicted model, not a curated record. The annotation marks the transcript as partial. Gene Ontology annotation, cellular component: lipid droplet.
GCGUGUGUGGUGCGCGCGGUCUCUUCUCUCCCCCUCGCGGAUCCCUCAUAGUCCCCCAUAUCUUUUUUUUACUACUACUGUCCCUUCUCGAAUCGUUAACUCGAGUGGGGAAACAUAUAUAUAAGCACCGUUUAUAUAAAAGCACCGACAGGUCUAAGGAUACAACCAGUGCGCGUAUUAAAGAUAGCUCAACUGUGUUUACGAGUGUUUAUGAAGAUAGUGGUGGCCGGCUACAUUCUUAACUUUGCGUUAGCGUGGUUGACGGCGACAUAAAGUCAUCUGCAGUAAAGGAAAAUAACAGUUACCGUUGACUCUUCGUCAGAGAAACAGCUAGAGAUUGAAAAGAGAAUUAACAUCGCAUUAUGAACAGUAACGACGAUCAGACAAUCAUGAGAAAAACAUACAAUAUGUUGCUCCUUCUAGCAGAAAUAUUACUUCUUAUUUUGAAAAUUGUAUAUGAUAUUUGUGAAGACGUAUACAGAUUAAUCAUUCCAACGAAGAAAAAGAGCGUAGCUGGCGAAAUUGUUUUGAUAACAGGUGCAGGUCACGGUAUCGGAAAGGAAUUAGCGAUUGGCUAUGCAUCGUUAGGAGCAACAGUGAUAUGCUGGGACAUUAAUGAAGAAAGCAACAACGAAACAAUGAACGAGAUUAAAAGAAUGGGAAGAGACGCUGUAUACGCGUAUCGAUGUAAUGUAGCAGAUAAGGAAGAAGUCUUUCGGGUAGCCGAGAAAGUAAAGAAAGAAGUUGGUGACGUUACUAUCUUGGUCAACAACGCCGGCAUAGGGAUUAUUAAAUCAUUCCUGAAUCACAGUCUCGAUGAAAUUGAACGG